AAUCCUUUCUUAGCUAUGGGGCAAAAGCUGCUCUUUUAUAAAUCCUCUGCCGAAGUGCCGAUAGCUAUUUCCUGCAGCGGCAGCCUCUGUGCAUUGAAACGGCAAAUAAUUACCUCAGCCAUGACUAGUGGGUUAGAAUUUAUUUCCAGAAGAUCACCCAUCGUCUGCACUGGAGGAUGUGUGGCAUCCAGUCAACCACUUGCUACACAAAUUGGCUUAGAUAUUCUGAAGAAAGGUGGGAAUGCCGCCGAUGCUGCAGUGGCUGUAGCGGCUGCCCUCAAUGUCACUGAACCCGCCAGCACAGGACUCGGUGGAGAUUGCUUCUGUUUGUUUUAUAAAGCAGACUCUAAGAAAAUCUAUGCACUGAAUGGGAGUGGCAGAUGUCCAAGAGCACUACAUUUGGAAUUGUUGAAACAGCAAGGGUUUGAUGAAGUAAACCCCCUGCCUUCUUCACACGCUCACAAUGUCACCGUGCCGGGAGCAGCUGCUGCUUGGGUUGACACGGUUUCACUCUUUGGAAGCAAAAAGGUCAGCCUUGGAGAAAUUCUCCAACCAGCUAUUGGAUUAGCUGAGUCUGGGUUUCCUGUGUCUGAAGUGAGUGCUUUCCUGUGGAGCUUUGGCGCCCAAAAGCUCCAGUCGCCAAGUAACAAGUUUGGGGCCGACUUGCUGAUCGGUGGACAGUCCCCACAACAUGGGCAGCUAUUCAGAAAUCCAUCACUGGCAAACACAUUUAAGGCACUGUCUAAACAUGGUAAAAAAGGUUUCUAUGAAGGACGGAUUGCAGAAGCCAUUGUCCAAGUUGUACAGAGCAAUGGUGGGCUUUUGGACCUAACUGACUUGUCCAGUCACAUGACAGAGCAAGUACAACCAGUUUAUACAACGUACAAGGGAGUAAAGGUUUGGGAAAUACCACCUAACAGUCAAGGAAUCGCUGCUCUAAUGGCUCUGAAUAUGUUGGAAAAUUACUCCGUCAGAGAGUGGGGUCAUAAUAGCGCAGAUUACGUCCAUGCUGUAACCGAGGUCCUGAAGCGUAGCACAGUAGACUGUCAGUGGUACUGUGCGGACAGGGCGGUUGUUCCAGUGCCCACAGAGGAGCUCCUCAGUAAGGCGUACUCUACAAAGCAAGUGAAACUAAUUAAUAUGGAGAGAGCCUCUCAAUCUAAUAACCAUGGAAAUCCAUUUGAAACCGGAAAUGACACCGUUUACUUCACCGUGGUGGACGAACACGGCAAUGCCUGUUCAUUUAUUAAUAGUAUAUACAAGAGUUUCGGCACAGGACUUGUACCAGAAGGUUGUGGGUUCACUUUGCAGAAUCGAGGGAGCGGUUUCUCCCUUUCCUCUGUACACCCCAAUUCUUUGGCCCCUGGCAAACGUCCUUUUCAUACCAUCAUCCCAGCCAUGGCCACUAAUGCCGAAACGGAGGAUUUGCUGUGCAGCUUUGGCGUUAUGGGAGGAUUCAUGCAACCUCAAGGACAUGUGCAGGUUCUUUUAGAUAUGGUAGAGUUUGGAAUGAAUCCUCAACGGGCACUGGACGCCCCUCGGUUUUAUGUGGAAUAUAUUAAGAAAGAUCAGAAAUGGCACCUGUAUCUAGAGGAUGGCUUUCCGGAAAAUAUUGCAGAAGAUUUAAAAACAAGAGGUCAUCUGGUGCAUUGGCCUAUUACUGGUCAUGACAGGAAACUUUUUGGAGGUGGACAAAUUAUUACUAAAGGCGAUUGGUGGAGAUCAUCCUCUGACAUCAGCAAAGUGUGGUGGGCUGGGUCUGAUCCUAGAGGGGAUGGCUGUGCUAUGGGAUAUUGUAGUGUGAAAGACUGCUACUAGAUGAACCCAAGGCUCUGAUCUCUUUAUUUACAGUGCCUUAAAGAAGUGUUCAUACCCCUUGAAUUUUUCCAAAUUUUCUCACGUUACACCAAAUAAAUGUUUUUUAUUGGGAGUUUAUGUGAUAGACCAACACAAAGUAGAAAGUAAGUGU
Messenger RNA from Bufo bufo (common toad), 1969 nucleotides. RefSeq names its product glutathione hydrolase-like YwrD proenzyme. The coding region runs from base 16 to 1818 and encodes 600 amino acids. The transcript is spliced from 12 exons. Gene Ontology annotation, molecular function: glutathione gamma-glutamate hydrolase. Gene Ontology annotation, biological process: glutathione catabolic process. The record is from RefSeq and is a predicted model, not a curated record. Lineage: Eukaryota; Metazoa; Chordata; Amphibia; Anura; Bufonidae.